Molecule: messenger RNA, 1589 nt
Organism: Ooceraea biroi (clonal raider ant)
Lineage: Eukaryota; Metazoa; Arthropoda; Insecta; Hymenoptera; Formicidae
Source: RefSeq, a predicted model, not a curated record
AUGCCGAAGCGUAAAUUUAAGUCGCACAUUUCAACGAGAUAUCGCCGUAAAUUGAUUCGAGAAGAGAGUGAUACAUUAUGUUCAUUAAUCUUUAAUGAAGAGUGUACAAUCAAUUCUCAAGUAAUUUUAUCUAAUUCCGCUUCAGAAAGUAACCAUGACGAUCUUGUACAUGUCAAUCCAAAUAACGCUUCUGCAAUUGUACAAGAGAUAAUAAAUUCUUCAUUUUCCGAGCAAUCGAAUAUCUCCGAACCUUGUGAUGUUUCUUUAAACAACGUAUCUUUACAUGAAGCGUUUAUAGGAGAGGAGAAUACUUCAGAAAAAGAAGAUGAUGAUUUUAAGGCUUUUUUAGUACAAUGGGCGAUCACACAUCACAUUUCGCAUGCAGCUCUGUCGCAUUUAUUGUCCGGUUUAAGAAAGGCACAUCCAAUUUUUCAAAAUUUGCCAAAAUGUGUAAAGACAUUAUUACGUACACCACGGUCUUCUGUUAUUACUGAUAUACUUCCUGGACAAUAUUAUCAUUGUGGUACUCAAUAUGGUAUUCUCCAAUUUUUAUCUCAAAGCAAGAAUAACAAAGUUUCUUCUCCUAUUCAGAUUCAAAUCGGUAUUGAUGGUCUGCCAAUAUCUCAAUCCAACUCGAAUCAAUUGUGGCCCAUUUUAGGUCGAAUAAUUCCAUAUCAAAAAGUGUUUCUAAUUGGUUGCGAUUUUGGUAAAGCUAAACCAGCGAAUGCGAAUGAAUUUUUACAAUCGUUUGUAAACGAUAUGAAUAUUUUGAUUAAUGAGGAUAUAACUUACAACGAGACAACAUAUUCAGUGUCAAUACACUCUAUUAUCUGUGAUGCUCCCGCUAAAUCUUUCAUUACAUUAACUAAAGGACAUACUGGCUAUUUUAGCUGUUCAAAAUGUACAACUGAAGGUAAUUUUAUUGAUAAUAGAAUUUGUUUUCCUGAUUUUGAUGGACAAAAUCGAACAGAUGCUAGCUUUCGUAAUUAAACUCAAGAGGAAUAUCAUCUUGGUCGUUCUAUCUUACUAGAUAUUCAAAAUUUUAACAUUAUAUCUCAAAUUCCGUUAGAUUACAUGCAUAUGAUAUGCAUUGGUAUUGUUAAAAAAUUAAUAAAACUAUGGAUAAGUGGUCCUCCUCAAACUAGAUGUUUAACGCAAAAAAUAAAAAACAUUUCCAAAUCUCUUCUCAAUAUCAGACAUUUUAUAUAUGAUUUUAUUUUGUUUUUAAACAACGGGAAUACAAAUAUUGGUAUCGUUAAUCUGUGCGUUAACAUUAUGCAAUAGACAUAUUGUUUUAAACCGAGCCUUGGAGAGUGACUAUAUCGAUAUAUGAGAAAACAAUUCAAGAGAUAUAGUCACGCUUCGCCUCCAGGACGCGCGACCUGCUUAAUAUUUACUUAUAAUUAAAAUGCUAUAAAAAUAUAUCUCGUGUGUAAGUCUAAGUAAGUAUAAGUUAGGCGCUAUGUCGGGGAAGAUGACUAAGCGUACAACCUUGGUCCUUUGAGAGGUUGUUAGGAAAGGAAUUUUGGGAUGGAUCAUAAAAGAGAAAGUCUGUCUGAAGGCAGUGAUAUCGUCAUAUGACGGUUAAA